GGUCUCGGGUCCUUUCUGGAUGAUGCCGCCGAGUGCUGACAAAAGACGCAAAGGUGGCCCGUCAUUGCGCUCAUAAUUAUCGGGGGGUUGAUCAUCAUCUCGGUGACCUGGUGCAUCAUUCGGUGCGCAUGCUGCGGGCUUUCAUGCUGCUGCUCCUGCUUCUCAUGCCUCCGGUGCUGUGGUAACUGCUGCGGUUGUUGCGAUCCUCCCAGAGGCAGGCGCAAGUACCUUGACGAGCCCUACAUACCUCCGAACUACGGAUACAAGUCGCAGGAACCGAUGCAUGCCGGCUUCAAUGCUGGCUCAACUGCAUCCCCAUUGUCCAAGGGGCCCGGGUUUCCUCAGUACGCCGAGUUCGAUGCAGGCGGCAAGAAGGACGAGGACGCUCUUCCGCAGAUGCCGAGCUGGGAGGGCGCAGAGCAGAAGAAGGUGCUCGUGGAGGAGGAGGCCGUCGAGAUGAGUGCACUUAAGAAACCCGAAACUGGCGGGGAAGCUGCUCGGCCGAUGUCCCCGCAUAGCUCUCGCUCGCCGGUCAAUCGAAGCCCGUACGGCCCACCAGGCGGUGGUCCUGGGUCUGGCGGGUACCAUGCCGCCAGCACGGUCGACUACGACGGCCCCUAUGCACAGGAUGCUCCGGCUUACAACCACCCAGGCGUGGCUUACGGCGAGGCGGAGCAUGGAUACGGGGCUGGCGGCUUCGCAAUGGGUCCUGAGCGGCGGUCACCCCAGGCCUUCAAUAACGUUGGAUACGGCGGGUAUAGCAACAUCAACAACUACGGACAAGCACGCGACUACCCCGGCUCCGGAAGGCAAGGGAGCUACGACAAUUACGGUGCAGCGCAUCAGCAACCCUACGACAGUUACGACAACUUUGGCGGCCCUCAAGCCGACCAAGGCUACGGCAUUGCGCGGCACCAAACCCCCAGCCGCGAACUGAACAACGCCUCCCCCUUCCCCGGCGACUCAAGACGCUCACCAGCACCGCAAAGCCCUUACGGCCCCGAUGCGCGCCGCUCUCCCGCCCCACAAGGGCCAUACGGUGCCGAAUCGCGCCGCUCCCCAGGCCCCGCGGCUUAUGGCGGCUCUCCUCCCUACGGCGGCGGCCCCGACCCACGGCGGUCCCCCGCGCCGCAAGGCGAUUACGGCAGCAGGCGAUCCCCCGCACCCCGGCAAGGACCCUACGGCGGGGCCCGUUCGCCGCCGCAGCGGCAGUACUCCAACAACGGCAUGCACUCGCCCGUUGGCGGGGUUGGCGGCUUUGGUUCGAACGGGCCGACGCCGCUGAGGAACGAGGGCGGGUUCGACUUCACAUCCGGGUACAGCCGCCCGCCGGUGGAGAGGAGCGCGGCGGCAAGCCCUGUGAACGGGCCAGGAGGAUAUCGGCAGCCGAGCCCGUCUGCCGAGUUCGGCGGCGGCGGCGGCGGGGGGUAUUCGGGGUAUCAACCCUAUAAGCCGGCGUAAGGGUCGCAUGUCUGCUUGGCGUCACGGACGCGAAAGCAUUGGGGGAAAGGGAGCCUCGAUUUCGGAUCCAUGGAUUGAUAUAUCCUAUGGAUGUUUCAACGGCAUUGUUGGUGCCGGUGUCAUUGUCGUUUCUCCGCAUGGUUGCCUUUGUUGCUUGUUUCUUUUCUUGUUUUUUUUUCUCAUGACCAGGGAGGCUAUGCUGGGGACAACAACUAGGAGAUGCGUAUCGGUGAGGCUAUGUGACGUGGGUGGUGAUGGAGGGAGGUGUGAUACCUUGUUGUUCUGGCCGCACUGUUACCGUGUUGGACUUUUCCUGGUGUACAAAGGUGUAAGCG
This is a messenger RNA of Thermothelomyces thermophilus ATCC 42464, 1796 nucleotides long. RefSeq lists its product as uncharacterized. NCBI's taxonomy places the organism in Eukaryota, Fungi, Ascomycota, Sordariomycetes, Sordariales, Chaetomiaceae. The record is from RefSeq and is a predicted model, not a curated record. The transcript has 2 exons. The coding region runs from base 280 to 1461 and encodes 393 amino acids.